GAUGAAAUUGAAAACAGUUCACAACUUGCCAUCGUUAUCAUAACAACAAUUAAAUUUAAUUGUUUUAAUUUAAUUUUAUUUCGUUAUUCGGAUUUACCAAGUUUCGAAAGUGAAAACUAAACAAAAUGUUCACCUAUCAAUGUAUCGUUAUUGUUACCGUUCUUUGUGCGCUCUCUGAAGCUGCUGUACCUUAUGCACGAACUCGAGCUCGAAGUCAAUAUCGACCUGUUGCUUAUGCGGCUGCAGAAGCACCAACCUUGAACUACGCCGCUGCUGCCGCUGUCCCAGCUCCUGCCCCAAGGCGAUACGCUGCCGCUGCCGCUGCACCAGUCAGAUAUGCCAACGCUGCUCCAGUUAACACUGGUGCUUAUGUCGCAGGUCCAGAGGAAAACUAUGCUCCUCAACCUCACAAUUUUAAUUACGAUGUAACCGAUGAAUAUGGUAAUCAACGUUAUCAUCAAGAAACUGGUGAUGGCUCAGGUCGAGUGACUGGUUCAUAUGGUUAUCGUGAUGCUUAUGGUGUUUACCGUUAUGUUGAUUAUGUCGCCGAUGAAAAUGGUUUCCGAGCAACAAUCAGAUCCAACGAACCAGGUAUGGACAAUCCCGCUCCCGCCGGUGUCCAAUAUGCCCUCGAGCAACCACCACAAAAUGUUUACCUUGGUGCACCCAAAGAGGCAACAGCAACACGAAACUAUCAAUCAUAAAUAUCCAACAAUUAACUAAUCACAAUCUUUUUGCCAACAACAACAAAUUACAAAAUAAAAUGACGAAGAAAAAAAAAUAGAUCAAUCUAAUUGUAAACUUAACUGUAAUCCGAGUUUGAUUUAAAACAAUUAAAAUUUUAUUCACAUUUUUA
Molecule: messenger RNA, 856 nt
Organism: Panonychus citri (citrus red mite)
Lineage: Eukaryota; Metazoa; Arthropoda; Arachnida; Trombidiformes; Tetranychidae
Product: adult-specific rigid cuticular protein 15.7-like
Exons: 2
Coding region: 126-704 (192 amino acids)
Cellular component (GO): chitin-based extracellular matrix
Molecular function (GO): structural constituent of chitin-based larval cuticle
Source: RefSeq, a predicted model, not a curated record